AUGGAUCCAAGAAAAUCCAAAUAUCCGCCUAUUUCGAUUUUUGAUAAAAAUUCAUUAAAUCAACAAUGUCAAGCCACAUCUAAUAAUUUUCAAAAUACAAGUCUUUCAAGUUCUUCUAUUAAAGCCGUAAUAGAUAAGAAUAAAUCACCUAAAAAUAAAAACUCUAAUAAUUCACCCACAACUUCAAACCAAUAUAUUCUUCAAAGUGAAUCUAUAUCAAGACAAACAAAUCUUGAAUCACAAAGAUCAUCGACUUUGUUAGGGUUUUCUGACGGUGAGAUAUCAUCACAAGAAGACCAUGACCCAUAUACGACAAAAAUUGGUGGAAAACCGACAUGGUUACGCAAAACGCAUCCUUUAUCACAUGACGUUAUUAUCUGUAAGAAUUGUGAUAAAGAUAUGUUUUUGCUGUUUCAGGGUUACGUGCCUUUGGAGGGUUCCGUUUAUGAUAGAGUGAUAUAUGUCUUUGGAUGUAACCAACAAAAAUGUAUGAAAAAAAGUGGAAGUUUUCGUGCAUUUCGGGCACAUCGAAAAGAUGAAGAUUAUGAGAGAAAAUAUCAACAAGUGUGGAUAAAUAAACAAAGGUCAAAUGAAAAGGUCUAUGAUAAUUCUUCGACUCGAUCGUCCAAUGUUAUAAAUGGAGGGUUAGGUGAUAUGUUAUUUGGAAUUAUAGAUUUUGAUAAUUCAAAUGACGUAAAUGAUAUGCAGGUUCUUGCCGUUGAUGGUGAAGAAAAGGUUUUAAAGAAAGAGGAGAAAUUAGAAAGGGUUGAUAAAGUGAAAGAUUAUGAAGAUGAAUUGUCUCAACAAGAAAUCAAGAAAAAGGUGACAUAUGAUACAAGAAGGCAACCUUCUUGGAGUCAGGUCAUUUCUGAUGCGGAAAAGGCACGAAAUGAGAAGAGUCAAGUGUCAAGAAAGAGGGAUGAUGAUGAAGGUGUAUCACAAAUCGCUGUUGAUAUGUCUAUGAUGACCUUAAAUACAAGUUGGCCCGAGCAUAUUAAAUCAUUUGCGGCACAAUACCUGUGUAUCACUGAGGAAGUGUUGGAAGAGAAAAAAAUUGAUGAUAGUUUUAAAAAGCACUGGUCAUACGAAGAAGUCCAGGACUUUAUGGAUAGGGAUCAAGAAAAGGAUAAUUUUGAAUGGUCUGGAGAGAAAUAUGAAAAAGCAACCUUACCAAAAGGUUAUGAUAAAACAUUUCAAAAAUUUUCUGAUCGUGUAGCGGAAUGGCCUGAACAAUGCGUAAGGUACCAAUUUGAUGGUCAGCCAUUAUUAUACACGCGUGGUGAUGAAACUGCAAAGCUACUACUUUCCAAAAUCGAUGAUCGUAGUGAUAAGAUCACAACGUCAAAAUUACCGGUUUGUCGUUGGUGUGAAUCCAAACGAGUUUUUGAAUUACAAUUGAUGCCAAGUAUGUUAUCCAUUUUAUCUACUAGUUUAUUUAUUGAUGGAGACGAUGAAGGUUCAGAUAAGAAAAGUAUAUUUAAUCUCGGUAUGGAAUGGGGAACCAUUAUGAUAUUUACCUGUAAGAAUGAUUGUGAAAAAAUUGGCGUUGGAUCUAAUGAAGUUUCUUAUUAUGAAGAGGUUGUUAUGGUUCAGUAUGAGUUAUGA
Funneliformis caledonium is the source of this 1605-nucleotide messenger RNA. The record is from the annotation of a GenBank genome assembly. Lineage: Eukaryota; Fungi; Glomeromycota; Glomeromycetes; Glomerales; Glomeraceae.